CGCACCGUCACUAAAAACGAGGACUCCCUCAUCCCGGCAGGAAAAAAAGGGGAGAAAGAAGGCGUGUGCCGUGCAGGAAGAUGAUCAUGCAGCACAUCUAAUUCUUACAAAGAACACAACAACCGAGACGAGGCUGUGGACUUCUUGUGGUUUUCUGCCGCCGAUCUUGCCUGAAUUGAGGGAUCUGGUGGGAGCUGCAAGAUGUCUCGAGGUGUGAUGCAGCCCAGUCAGCAGAAGCUGGCGGAGAAACUCACCAUCCUCAACGACCGCGGCGUCGGCAUGUUGACCCGCGUCUACAAUAUCAAGAAGCAAGGACAAGUUUGGAAGGCAUGUGGCGACCCCAAGGCCAAGCCCUCCUAUCUGGUCGACAAAAACCUGGAGUCUGCGGUCAAGUUCAUCGUCCGGAAGUUCCCUGCGGUGGAGACACGCAAUAACAACCAACAGCUGUCUCAGCUGCAAAAAGAGAAGUCGGAGAUCCUGAAGAACCUGGCUCUCUACUACUUCACCUUUGUGGACGUGAUGGAGUUCAAGGACCACGUGUGCGAGCUGCUCAACACCAUCGACGCCUGCCAAGUCUUCUUUGACAUCACGGUGAACUUUGACCUGACCAAGAACUACCUGGACCUGGUGGUGACCUACACCACACUCAUGACCAUCCUGUCACGCAUAGAGGAGAGGAAAGCCAUCAUCGGACUGUACAACUACGCCCACGAGAUGACGCACGGGGCCAGUGACCGGGAGUAUCCCAGGCUGGGCCAGAUGAUUGUGGAUUAUGAGAACCCCCUGAAGAAGAUGAUGGAGGAGUUUGUCCCCCACGGGAAGUCCCUGUCAGACGCUCUCAUCAGCCUUCAGAUGGUUUACCCCAGAAGGAAUCUGUCGGCCGACCAGUGGAGGAACGCUCAGCUGCUCUCUCUGAUCUCCGCUCCCUCCACCAUGCUGAACCCUGCACAGUCCGACACAAUGCCCUGUGAAUAUUUAUCUCUGGAUGCAAUGGAGAAAUGGAUCGUUUUCGGCUUCAUCCUUUGUCACGCCGUGCUGAACAGCGAUGCAGCGGCGUUGUCCUUGUGGAAGCUGGCCCUGCAGAGCUCCACCUGCCUGUGUCUGUUCAGGGAUGAAGUCUUCCACAUCCACAAGGCUGCUGAGGAUCUCUUUGUCAACAUCCGAGGGUACAACAAGCGCAUCAAUGACAUCAGAGAGUGCAAGGAGCAGGCUCUGUCUCAUGCAGGCUCCAUGCACCGAGAGAGGCGCAAAUUCCUCAGGUCCGCUCUCAAGGAGCUGGCCACCGUCUUAGCGGACCAGCCAGGGCUGUUGGGCCCAAAGGCGUUGUUUGUGUUCAUGGCAUUGUCGUUUGCCCGUGACGAGAUCAUCUGGUUGCUUCGACAUGCGGACAACAUCCAGAAGAAAAGCACAGAUGACUUCAUUGACAAACACCUUGCAGAGUUGAUCUUCUACAUGGAGGAGCUGAGAGCUCACGUCAGGAAGUACGGCCCAGUCAUGCAGCGAUACUACGUGCAGUACCUGUCGGGGUUUGAUGCCGUUGUUCUCAACGAGCUGGUGCAGAACCUGUCUGUGUGUCCGGAGGAUGAGUCCAUCAUCAUGUCUUCCUUUGUCAACACUAUGACCUCCCUCAGUGUCAAACAAGUGGAGGAUGGGGAGGUCUUUGACUUCAGGGGCAUGAGGCUCGACUGGUUCAGACUGCAGGCCUACACCAGCGUGUCCAAAGCUAGCCUGGGUAUCGCCGACCACAAGGAGCUGGGCAAAAUGAUGAACACCAUCAUCUUCCACACCAAGAUGGUGGACUCGCUUGUGGAGAUGCUGGUGGAGACGUCAGACCUCUCCAUAUUCUGCUUCUACAGUCGUGCUUUUGAAAAGAUGUUCCAGCAGUGCUUAGAGCUUCCCUCGCAGAGCCGUCACUCCAUCUGCUUCCCCUUGCUCUGCACACACUUCAUGUCCUGCACGCACGAGCUGUGUCCCGAAGAGCGUCAUCACAUAGGAGACCGCAGCUUGUCCUUGUGUAACAUGUUUUUGGAUGAGAUGGCCAAACAAGCCCGAAAUCUGAUCACUGAUAUCUGCACUGAACAAUGUACCCUCAGUGACCAGCUGCUUCCCAAACAUUGUGCCAAAACCAUCAGCCAGGCCGUGAACAAGAAGAGCAAGAAGGCGACUGGGAAGAAGGGUGAACCGGAGAGAGAGAAACCAGGAGUGGAGAGCAUGAGGAAGAACAGACUACUGGUCACAAAUUUGGACAAACUUCACACUGCACUAUCAGAACUCUGCUUCUCCAUCAACUACGUCCCCAACUUGGCAGUGUGGGAGCACACCUUCACGCCAAGAGAGUACCUGACCUCCCACCUGGAGAUCCGAUUUACCAAGUCCAUCGUGGGCAUGACCAUGUACAACCAGGCCACUCAAGAGAUCGCCAAGCCCAGCGAGCUGCUGACCAGUGUGCGGGCCUACAUGACUGUACUGCAGUCCAUCGAGAAUUACGUCACCAUUGACAUCACCAGGGUUUUCAACAACGUCCUCCUGCAGCAGACGCAGCACCUGGACAGCCACGGCGAGCCCACAAUCACCAGCCUGUACACCAACUGGUACUUGGAGACGUUGCUCCGUCAGGUCAGCAACGGACAUAUUGCUUACUUCCCUGCCAUGAAGGCCUUUGUCAACCUGCCCACGGAGAAUGAGCUCACCUUCAAUGCUGAGGAAUACUCUGACAUCUCUGAGAUGCGCUCCUUGUCGGAGCUUCUGGGUCCGUAUGGCAUGAAGUUCCUCAGUGAGAGUCUCAUGUGGCACAUUUCGUCACAGGUGGCAGAGCUGAAGAAACUGGUGGUGGAGAACAUGGAAGUUCUGACGCAGAUGAGAACCAGCUUUGACAAACCAGACCACAUGGCGGCGCUGUUCAAGAAACUCACCUCUGUGGACAGUGUCCUCAAGAGGAUGACCAUCAUCGGAGUCAUCCUCUCAUUUCGCUCCCUGGCUCAGGAGGCGCUGAGAGAUGUCUUAUCUUGUCACAUUCCUUUCCUGGUCAGUUCAGUGGAAGAUUUCAAGGAUCACAUUCCCAGAGAGACAGACAUGAAGGUGGCCAUGAAUGUCUACGAGCUCUCCUCAGCUGCGGGCUUACCCUGUGAGAUCGACCCCGCCCUGGUGGUGGCGCUGUCCUCACAAAAGAGCGAGAACAUCAGUCCAGAGGAGGAGUACAAGAUUGCUUGUCUGCUGAUGGUCUUUGUGGCCGUUUCCUUGCCAACGCUGGCCUGCAACGUGAUGUCGCAGUACAGCCCCGCCAUCGAAGGCCACUGUAACAACAUCCACUGUCUGGCCAAAGCCAUCAACCAGAUCGCUGCUGCUCUCUUCACCAUCCACAAGGGAAGUAUUGAGGACCGCCUGAAAGAGUUCCUGGCUCUGGCCUCCUCCAGCCUCUUGAAGAUCGGCCAGGAGACGGACAAGAUGACCACUCGGAACCGAGAAUCUGUCUACCUGCUGCUUGACAUGAUCGUGCAGGAGUCUCCUUUCCUGACCAUGGACCUGCUGGAGUCCUGCUUCCCUUACGUCCUCCUGCGUAACGCCUAUCAUGCUGUCUACAAGCAGAGCAUCAGUGCCAACGCCUAAACACACACACACACACACACACACACACACACUUUAAGCCUGACACCCUGUCACUAAACACACACACAACAUUUAGCAAAACAAAUACACAAGAAUACACUAUAACAUUACACACACAGUUUAAAUUCUAACAAAAUAAAUACACAAGAAUAGCUUGUAAUGUUACACACAUACACAGUGUUCCAAUAACAAAUACACAACAGGUUGUAGCGUUACACGCAUACAUAAUUUUACAAUUAACAAUAAGUACCCAAGAAUACAUUGUAACAUUACACACAGUGUUACAAUUAACACAAUAAGUCCACAAUAGUACAUUGUAGCAUUGCACAUGCACACACUAAGUAUACAAGAGUACAUAGUAACAUUACACACACACAAGUACACAAGAGUACAUAGUAACAUUACACACACACUAAGUACACAAGAGUACAUAGUAACAUUACACACAAGUACACAAGAGUACAUAGUAACAUUACACACACACUAAGUACACAAGACUACAUAGUAACAUUACACACACUAAGUACACAAGAGUACAUAGUAACAUUACACACACUAAGUACACAAGAGUACAUAGUAACAUUACACACACUAAGUACACAAGAGUACAUAGUAACAUUACACACACACUAAGUACACAAGAGUACAUUGUAACUUACAAACACUAAGUAAACAAGAGUACAUAGUAAUAUUACACACACUAAGUACACAAGAGUACAUAGUAACAUUACACACACUAAGUACACAAGAGUACAUAGUAACAUUACACACUAAGUACACAAGAGUAUAUAGUAACAUUACACACUAAGUACACAAGAGUACAUAGUAACAUUACACACACAACAAGUACACAAGAGUACAUUGUGACAUUACACAUACAAGAGUACAUAGUACCAUUAAACACACACACACACAAGUACACAAGAGUACAUAGUAACAUUACACACACACAAGAGUACAUAGUAACAUUACACACACACAAGUACACAAGAGUACAUAGUAACAUUACACACACACAAGUACACAAGAGUACAUAGUAACAUUACACACACACAAGAGUACAUAGUAACAUUACACACACACAAGAGUACAUAGUAACAUUACACACACACAAGUACACAAGAGUACAUAGUAACAUUACACACACACACAAGAGUACAUAGUAACAUUACACACACACACACACACACACUAGCAGGAUAUCAAAGUUGUGGUUCCAGUGUAAACAUUUUUGUUUGUUUUCAUGCUGUUGCUUGAGACGUUACCAUAGCAACAUUUGCUUCUACAAGGACAAGAUGUAUAGUAUAAAUACACAGUAUAUAUAUUUAGUUGACACUAAACUCUUUGAAGGAUUCCUUCAAUGCUCUUCAUUAUCGGCAAAGAGAGCUUUGUUUCACUUCCAACAUUCUUCUCCCUGCAUCCUCCUAACAUCUUCCAACAUUCUUCUCUCUGCAUCCUCCUAACAUCUUCCAACAUUCUUCUCCCUGCAUCCUCCUAACAUCUUCCAACAUUCUUCUCCCUGCAUCCUCCUAACAUCUUCCAACAUUCUUCUCUCUGCAUCCUCCUAACAUCUUCCAACAUUCUUCUUUCUGCAUCCUCCUAACAUCUUCCAACAUUCUUCUCCCUGCAUCCUCCUAACAUCUUCCAACAUUCUUCUUUCUGCAUCCUCCUAACAUCUUCCAACAUUCUUCUCCCUGCAUCCUCCUAACAUCUUCCAACAUUCUUCUUUCUGCAUCCUCCUAACAUCUUCCAACAUUCUUCUCCCUGCAUCCUCCUAACAUCUUCCAACAUUCUUCUCUCUGCAUCCUCCUAACAUCUUCCAACAUUCUUCUUUCUGCAUCCUCCUAACAUCUUCCAACAUUCUUCUCCCUGCAUCCUCCUAACAUCUUCCAACAUUCUUCUCCCUGCAUCCUCCUAACAUCUUCCAACAUUCUUCUUUCUGCAUCCUCCUAACAUCUUCCAACAUUCUUCUUUCUGCAUCCUCCUAACAUCUUCCAACAUUCUUCUCCCUGCAUCCUCCUAACAUCUUCCAACAUUCUUCUUUCUGCAUCCUCCUAACAUCUUCCAACAUUCUUCUCCCUGCAUCCUCCUAACAUCUUCCAACAUUCUUCUUUCUGCAUCCUCCUAACAUCUUCCAACAUUCUUCUCCCUGCAUCCUCCUAACAUCUUCCAACAUUCUUCUUUCUGCAUCCUCCUAACAUCUUCCAACAUUCUUCUUUCUGCAUCCUCCUAACAUCUUCCAACAUUCUUCUCCCUGCAUCCUCCUAACAUCUUCCAACAUUCUUCUUUCUGCAUCCUCCUAACAUCUUCCAACAUUCUUCUUUCUGCAUCCUCCUAACAUCUUCCAACAUUCUUCUUUCUGCAUCCUCCUAACAUCUUCCAACAUUCUUCUUUCUGCAUCCUCCUAACAUCUUCCAACAUUCUUCUUUCUGCAUCCUCCUAACAUCUUCCAACAUUCUUCUUUCUGCAUCCUCCUAACAUCUUCCAACAUUCUUCUUUCUGCAUCCUCCUAACAUCUUCCAACAUUCUUCUCUCUGCAUCCUCCUAACAUCUUCCAACAUUCUUCUCUCUGCAUCCUCCUAACAUCUUCCAACAUUCUUCUUUCUGCAUCCUCCUAACAUCUUCCAACAUUCUUCUCCCUGCAUCCUCCUAACAUCUUCCAACAUUCUUCUCCCUGCAUCCUCCUAACAUCUUCCAACAUUCUUCUUUCUGCAUCCUCCUAACAUCUUCCAACAUUCUUCUUUCUGCAUCCUCCUAACAUCUUCCAACAUUCUUCUCCCUGCAUCCUCCUAACAUCUUCCAACAUUCUUCUUUCUGCAUCCUCCUAACAUCUUCCAACAUUCUUCUCCCUGCAUCCUCCUAACAUCUUCCAACAUUCUUCUCCCUGCAUCCUCCUAACAUCUUCCAACAUUCUUCUUUCUGCAUCCUCCUAACAUCCAACAUUCUUCUUUCUGCAUCCUCCUAACAUCUUCCAACAUUCUUCUCCCUGCAUCCUCCUAACAUCUUCCAACAUUCUUCUCUCUGCAUCCUCCUAACAUCUUCCAACAUUCUUCUUUCUGCAUCCUCCUAACAUCUUCCAACAUUCUUCUCCCUGCAUCCUCCUAACAUCUUCCAACAUUCUUCUUUCUGCAUCCUCCUAACAUCUUCCAACAUUCUUCUUUCUGCAUCCUCCUAACAUCUUCCAACAUUCUUCUCUCUGCAUCCUCCUAACAUCUUCCAACAUUCUUCUUUCUGCAUCCUCCUAACAUCUUCCAACAUUCUUCUCCCUGCAUCCUCCUAACAUCUUCCAACAUUCUUCUCCCUGCAUCCUCCUAACAUCUUCCAACAUUCUUCUUUCUGCAUCCUCCUAACAUCUUCCAACAUUCUUCUCCCUGCAUCCUCCUAACAUCUUCCAACAUUCUUCUUUCUGCAUCCUCCUAACAUCUUCCAACAUUCUUCUUUCUGCAUCCUCCUAACAUCUUCCAACAUUCUUCUCCCUGCAUCCUCCUAACAUCUUCCAACAUUCUUCUUUCUGCAUCCUCCUAACAUCUUCCAACAUUCUUCUUUCUGCAUCCUCCUAACAUCUUCCAACAUUCUUCUUUCUGCAUCCUCCUAACAUCUUCCAACAUUCUUCUUUCUGCAUCCUCCUAACAUCUUCCAACAUUCUUCUUUCUGCAUCCUCCUAACAUCUUCCAACAUUCUUCUUUCUGCAUCCUCCUAACAUCUUCCAACAUUCUUCUUUCUGCAUCCUCCUAACAUCUUCCAACAUUCUUCUCUCUGCAUCCUCCUAACAUCUUCCAACAUUCUUCUCUCUGCAUCCUCCUAACAUCUUCCAACAUUCUUCUCUCUGCAUCCUCCUAACAUCUUCCAACAUUCUUCUCCCUGCAUCCUCCUAACAUCUUCCAAACAUUCUUCUCCCUGCAUCCUCCUAACAUCUUCCAACAUUCUUCUUUCUGCAUCCUCCUAACAUCUUCCAACAUUCUUCUUUCUGCAUCCUCCUAACAUCUUCCAACAUUCUUCUUUCUGCAUCCUCCUAACAUCUUCCAACAUUCUUCUUUCUGCAUCCUCCUAACAUCUUCCAACAUUCUUCUCUCUGCAUCCUCCUAACAUCUUCCAACAUUCUUCUCUCUGCAUCCUCCUAACAUCUUCCAACAUUCUUCUCUCUGCAUCCUCCUAACAUCUUCCAACAUUCUUCUCCCUGCAUCCUCCUAACAUCUUCCAACAUUCUUCUCCCUGCAUCCUCCUAACAUCUUCCAACAUUCUUCUUUCUGCAUCCUCCUAACAUCUUCCAACAUUCUUCUUUCUGCAUCCUCCUAACAUCCAACAUUCUUCUUUCUGCAUCCUCCUAACAUCUUCCAACAUUCUUCUCCCUGCAUCCUCCUAACAUCUUCCAACAUUCUUCUCUCUGCAUCCUCCUAACAUCUUCCAACAUUCUUCUUUCUGCAUCCUCCUAACAUCUUCCAACAUUCUUCUCCCUGCAUCCUCCUAACAUCUUCCAACAUUCUUCUUUCUGCAUCCUCCUAACAUCUUCCAACAUUCUUCUUUCUGCAUCCUCCUAACAUCUUCCAACAUUCUUCUCCCUGCAUCCUCCUAACAUCUUCCAACAUUCUUCUUUCUGCAUCCUCCUAACAUCUUCCAACAUUCUUCUCCCUGCAUCCUCCUAACAUCUUCCAACAUUCUUCUCCCUGCAUCCUCCUAACAUCUUCCAACAUUCUUCUUUCUGCAUCCUCCUAAUCAACAACAUUUGCCAAAUGUCUUGACACUGCGCGUGUGUGGGGGAGAGUGUGUGUGUGUGUGUGUGUGUGUGUGUGUGUGUGUGUGUGUGUGUGUGUGUGUGUGUGUGUGUGUGUGAGUGUGUGAGGACUAGAAGUUGGAUGUCUGCUGUGAGAAGAAGCAACACGAGAGUUGGCUUUCAUUGAUCAAGUGCAGGUUUUUGGGUCCAUUCCGAUAGAAAAUGAUGAGUCAGCAGCUUUUUACCACAGUUCCAAAGUGAAAGUGAUUGUUUUGGUUUUGUUGGCAUGAACUUUUUGUGCUGGGUCGAGUUUGAGCGGUGACGUCCAGGUUUGUGAGACAAGUUGCCAGCACUGCAGACCAAGUGAGGAACAAACAUUAUUUUAUUGAAUCUAGAAAAGUCAAAAGCUGACCACAUCAUAACCACUAAAAAAAAAAAAAAAGAAAUUAUUUGUGUGCUUAACUUUGGAUUCAAUGUUUGUGGAACACUUGAUGGGGUUUUUUUGUUUGUUUUUUUACGAUAUUUUGUCUGACUCACCUUGUAACUUAAUAUUAAAUAAAAUAACUUUCUGCUGAAA
Molecule: messenger RNA, 8894 nt
Organism: Nerophis ophidion (straightnose pipefish)
Lineage: Eukaryota; Metazoa; Chordata; Actinopteri; Syngnathiformes; Syngnathidae
Product: nck-associated protein 1
Exons: 32
Coding region: 202-3606 (1134 amino acids)
Biological process (GO): cortical actin cytoskeleton organization; cell migration; cell projection assembly
Cellular component (GO): SCAR complex
Source: RefSeq, a predicted model, not a curated record